This is a messenger RNA of Aspergillus eucalypticola CBS 122712, 424 nucleotides long. RefSeq lists its product as uncharacterized. The transcript has 2 exons. Lineage: Eukaryota; Fungi; Ascomycota; Eurotiomycetes; Eurotiales; Aspergillaceae. The annotation marks the transcript as partial. The record is from RefSeq and is a predicted model, not a curated record.
GACAAUUAUAACUGCUUGCUUCGCUCGUACUGAUUCUGAUAAUUUGGCAACCUAAACAACUUGCCCACUCAGCUGAGUAAGGUCCCAGUCAUCAUUUCCCCUACAUAUAACCAUCUACUUCAUAUUGGCAAAAGGAUGUCCGGAGGUGUGCUCCAACAGUCAUUAACAAGCGCUAGUGGUUUAGUGGCAUUAACCGUAAAAUGGAGCUAUUUGAUCUGACCUUUCUUAUGCAAAUAUUCGUUAAUGCAAUUCUUAUAAUGUUACUUGUGUAUCUUUUUGCUCGUCUAUUUGUUAGAAGCGGAGCAGCCGGCUGGCUGCAACCCGGCAGGUUAGACGAUUCGCGCAGUGCUAUUAGUCAUAUGAUUCAGGUAAGAUUAUAUGACUAAACUUUUUAAAAUAUGAGUCUUUCAAAUCUAUGGGUGGA